GUUUUAUUUUAUUGUAUGGAAUAUUUAGUAUUGCAAACAAGGCAAGUAUAACGUGUUGGGUUUAAAAGUUAGGUCUACCAGAUCUCUCAUACCAUAGACAACAAGGGAAAGAGACUACUCGGACAAGAAAGAGCCAUGGAUACCGAGUUUCUCAGAACACUAGAUCCUCAGAUUCUCUUGGGUGCCUUCGUGGCUCUCGUUGCCGUCGGUGCCGGUGCUGCUUACUAUCUGUCCUCCUCCAAGAAACGCAGAGGGUGUUUGGAUCCAGAGAAUUUCAAGGAGUUUAAGCUUGUUAAGAAGCAGCAACUUAGCCACAAUGUCGCUAAGUUCGUUUUCGAGCUUCCAACUCCUACCUCUGUCUUGGGUCUUCCCAUUGGUCAACACAUCAGUUGCAGGGGAAAGGAUGCUCAAGGAGAGGAUGUUAUUAAGCCUUACACUCCGACAACCUUAGAUUCUGACCUUGGACGUUUUGAACUUGUUAUCAAGAUGUAUCCGCAAGGAAGGAUGUCUCAUCAUUUCAGGGAGAUGCGUGUUGGAGACCAUCUUGCUGUUAAGGGUCCAAAGGGAAGGUUCAAGUAUCAGCCAGGUCAGUUUAGGGCUUUUGGAAUGCUUGCUGGAGGUUCAGGCAUCACUCCUAUGUUCCAAGUUGCAAGAGCGAUACUUGAAAACCCAACAGACAAGACAAAGGUCCACCUCAUUUAUGCUAAUGUCACGUACGAAGACAUUCUCUUAAAGGAAGAGUUGGACAGUCUUACCGCCAAUUAUCCAGAUCAAUUCAAAAUCUACUAUGUUUUGAACCAGCCUCCGGAAGUAUGGGAUGGUGGUGUUGGAUUUGUAACCAAGGAAAUGAUCCAGGCUCAUUGCCCUGCACCAGCAUCCGAUAUUCAGAUCCUAAGAUGUGGACCACCGCCAAUGAACAAGGCCAUGGCAGCAAACCUUGAAGCUCUUGGUUACUCUCCAGAGAUGCAGUUCCAGUUCUGAUCUUAACCUCUGCUUUAUUGGCUUGGAGUCAUUUUUAAAAACUCAUUUAAUCUGAUCAAUAACUUGUGUUACAAUCCCAACUGAGACUUGUGUCUUUAUUGAGUGAGAGUUGUGUUUCUGUUGGACGUUUCAUAAAAGCCCCUUGUCCA
Molecule: messenger RNA, 1130 nt
Organism: Raphanus sativus (radish)
Lineage: Eukaryota; Viridiplantae; Streptophyta; Magnoliopsida; Brassicales; Brassicaceae
Product: NADH--cytochrome b5 reductase 1-like
Exons: 10
Coding region: 136-981 (281 amino acids)
Biological process (GO): electron transport chain
Molecular function (GO): cytochrome-b5 reductase activity, acting on NAD(P)H
Source: RefSeq, a predicted model, not a curated record